Messenger RNA from Phaethon lepturus (White-tailed tropicbird), 750 nucleotides. Its product is annotated as chorion-specific transcription factor GCMa-like. Lineage: Eukaryota; Metazoa; Chordata; Aves; Phaethontiformes; Phaethontidae. Gene Ontology annotation, molecular function: DNA binding. The transcript is spliced from 2 exons. The record is from RefSeq and is a predicted model, not a curated record. The annotation marks the transcript as partial. Gene Ontology annotation, biological process: regulation of DNA-templated transcription.
UCCAAAGGAGCUCAUGACCAUCCACGUCCAGAAACAAAACUAGAAGCAGAAGCAAGAAGAUCAAUCCAGAAAGCACAGACGGCUUCUUCUCCAUCUUCUCCAAGAUUAAAAAGAAUCUGGGAGAUUGAGUCUCUGACAGGUGCAAUGCCAACGCGGGAGGCUUUACCUUUGCUUCUUUCCAAGCCGGACGCUUACAUGUUACCUGCUAAUUUCGGGGGACAUUUAAGCAAAGGUUCCCGGGAGCUGAUGCUGGGCAGCUGCUCUGGGCAGCCGCCAUACCCAAGGGCAGCUGGAGACAACAGGGGCUUUGGAGAGGCGCCGACCUGGAGCAGGAACCCAGCCCUCGGAAGGACGCCCAGUGCCAGGAGGCUUUGCAGCGGCCCUGCCGUCCCCACUACUGACCCGCCCUGCGCAGCCCCUUCCCCUCAGCACUGCGCCCACCCUGGCACCCAGCACGUCCUGCCCCUGACAAAGGGUGGCCAUGACCCCUUCAGGCCUAACGUUGGCCCUUUGGGGGAUGAAUCCUGUGAGGAGAAAUCCCCGCCGGCCUACAGCAGCAGCUGCCUCCCUCCACCUCCCUACCCUGUGCCUCAGGGAGGCCCCUGUCCCACGGCGAGUGGGGCACGACACCACCGCCAGCUCUCGGCGCCUUUGAGGGGAAGCGAAGGAGACGGGACCGAGGGAGGGCACCGUAUGGGUCUCAACUACUGCAGUGACGACAUGUUUUUUAACCUGUACCUGUUACGGUGA